This is a messenger RNA of Manduca sexta (tobacco hornworm), 2460 nucleotides long. It is a transcript of the gene -w-2, whose product is annotated as protein scarlet. The transcript is spliced from 14 exons. Bases 358 to 2370 code for a protein of 670 amino acids. Gene Ontology annotation, molecular function: ATP hydrolysis activity; ATP binding; ABC-type transporter activity. NCBI's taxonomy places the organism in Eukaryota, Metazoa, Arthropoda, Insecta, Lepidoptera, Sphingidae. Gene Ontology annotation, cellular component: plasma membrane. The record is from RefSeq and is a predicted model, not a curated record.
GCGUGUCACGCGGUCGUGUUUUGCAUCACACAACUGUUUUACUGCGUUAAUAUCACAGAACAACGAACUAUCCUUAGCCAUCUAAUUUUCCCGUCGUUCCUAUCAGACUUACGAUUUCAUAACUAAAGGGAUAGAACAGAAAUAUCGUCGUCUCACUUCAACUUUGCGUGCCGUCCUUCUUUAACCUAUAGAAUAAUGUUAAAGUAACGACGUAUUCCUCGUAGGCAGUCGCGUAUACUGCAACGUUGUGACGUUACGCACGAUCGGUAAAAUGAUCGGGCGGACAUUACCGAAGAAAGCGUUCCAAAUUCGAAUUUGAAAUUUCCAUUUUUGAAUUCCGUAAAAGAAAGUGAAAAAAUGGCCAAAAAGUCGGAGGAUCCUGAGAUGAAAAGUGAAUCAUCUUCAAAAAAGGGAUCCAUUUCUUCUGGAUCAACAAAUGAGUCCUAUGAGCUGUCUACAGCAGACGUGGUGUUUGUUGACAACAAGAGGACGGUUUCCACCAAGUAUGACCCUCUGUACCCUGAAGUUGAGGAGGUUUUCGGAGUGCCGCACGCGCCCAUGCCGUGUACUCUCGUGUGGCGUGACCUGAUGGUCCAUGUGAAGGUCAAGAGAGGGAAGCUCAAGCGCAUCAUCAAUAAUGUUUCGGGUAUAGCAAAGCCGGGCACACUCGUUGCACUUAUGGGCCCCAGUGGCGCCGGGAAGACCACGCUGAUGUCAGCGCUGUCCCGUAGAAGUCCAGCCGGUACAGUGAUGGACGGCGAGAUCUCCAUGAACGGACGACCGCUAGGUGACUUCAUGCAUCAAGAGAGUGGAUACAUGCACCAGGACGACCUAUUUGUGAACAAUCUUACCGUACUGGAACACCUCACUAUCAUGGCUCGUCUCCGCAUGGACAGGCGCACGUCCACAGUGGCUCGAAAGAGGCGCGUCAACCAACUAAUGAGGCAGCUAGCUCUCUACGACUCCAGAUUUACCAGGAUCGGCGGACUGGACGAAGCCCAAAAGACACUAUCUGGAGGAGAAAGAAAAAGGCUAGCGUUUGCUACUGAACUCCUCACAGAUCCAGGGUUACUGUUCUGCGAUGAACCAACGACAGGAUUGGACUCUUCAUCAGCGCAGAAGCUGGUGUCGUUGCUGCGGGCCAGUGCUGCCCAGGGGAAGACAAUAAUAUGCACCAUACAUCAACCCUCAUCAGAAUUAAUGGCGCAGUUUGACAAGCUAGUGUUACUGGCUGAAGGCAGAGUUGCCUUUGCCGGCGAUGCGUCCGCGGCUUUGAGUUUUUUUGAGAGUCUUGGCUACCAGUGCCCCAUCACGUUCAACCCCACAGACUUCUUCAUCAAGAUGUUGGCGUUAACGCCAGGGUCAGAAGGCGCCUCUCGUCUCGCGAUCAAGAGCAUCUGCGACAGGUUCGCCGUCAGUGAUGCUGCUAAGGAACUGGAUAUGGAAAUCCAGCUUGAAUACCACUUGAUGGGUAAUGAGAUUGAGGAAUUGAGAAGGACAAGGCGAAACGCGUUCAAGGCUCCGUUCUUCUUCACGAAGAUAAUGUGGUUGACAUACAGAUACAUGUUAGUGAUAUUGAGAGAUCCAAGAGUCCAGCUGCUGCGGAUAGUGCAGAAAUUAGCCAUAGCUCUGACAGCCGGCUUGUGUUUCAUCGGCACCGCUCAGUUCACCCAGGCCGGUAUCCAGGACGUCCAGGGAGCGCUGUUCAUCAUUAUAGCAGAGAACACCUUCAUUCCCAUGUACUCCGUGCUAAACAUGUUCCCGGAAGAAUUCCCGCUGUUCAACAGGGAGUUUAAGGCUGGGUUGUACUCCACGCCUAUUUAUUAUAUAGCUAGGAUGAUUGCUAUGUUACCAGGGCUACUUGUGGAACCGACUCUCUUCACAUUGGUGGUGUACUGGAUAGCUGGUCUCCGAAACACCUUCUACGCGACUGGACUAACUGUCUUUCUGUCAAUAUUGGUGCUGAAUGUUGCUCUUGCUUGCGGAUCCUUCUUCUCCUGCGCUUUCGGUUCAAUGCCUGUAGCGAUUGCCUACCUCGUGCCUUUCGACUACGCGCUCAUGAUGACUUCGGGAAUAUUCAUUAAAUUAAGUUCGAUGCCUCGCUCCGUCUCUUGGAUACGUCACAUAUCGUGGUUGAUGUACUCCAACGAAGCCAUGACGAUACUGCAAUGGGAUGGCGUCCAGAAUAUAACAUGUCCAGUAACUAACGAUACGAAAGUGCCAUGCGUCAGUACUGGGGAUGAAGUUCUUGUCCAAUACGACUUCGACGGCGCCAGAUUCUGGUGGGACGUGACUGCCCUGGUCAUCCUCUACGUCAUAUUCCAUCUCCUAGCCCUCCUUGCCUUGAGACAUCGGGCCCGGAGAAAAUAACAAUGCACUGAUUUAUAAUUUGGUAUGGUGUCUAUAAAUUAAGAUGUAUUCUGCUGUGUGUAAAUAAUGUUAAUAAAUGCAUCUUUCAAA